AUGGGCGCUGGCGCCAGUGCAGAGGAGAAACACUCCCGCGAGCUGGAGAAGAAGCUCAAGGAAGAUGCAGAGAAGGAUGCCAGAACGGUCAAACUGCUGCUUUUGGGAGCUGGCGAAUCUGGGAAGAGCACAAUUGUAAAGCAAAUGAAGAUCAUCCACCAGGAUGGAUACUCCCUGGAAGAGUGCCUGGAAUUCAUCUCCAUCAUCUACAGCAACACCCUGCAGUCCAUGCUGGCCAUCGUGCGGGCCAUGGGCACGCUGAGCAUCCAGUAUGGGGACUCGGCCCGGCAGGACGAUGCCCGUAAGCUGCUGCACUUGGCUGACACCAUCGAAGAGGGCACCAUGCCCAAGGAGAUGUCUGACAUCAUCGCCCGCCUCUGGAAGGACACAGGCAUCCAGGCCUGCUUCGAGCGAGCCUCGGAGUACCAGCUGAAUGACUCGGCCGGCUACUACCUGAGUGACCUGGCGCGCCUGGUGGCACCCGACUACGUCCCCACAGAGCAGGACGUGCUGCGCUCCAGGGUCAAGACCACUGGCAUCAUCGAGACCCAGUUCUCCUUCAAGGACCUCAACUUCAGGAUGUUCGACGUAGGUGGCCAGCGCUCCGAGCGGAAGAAGUGGAUUCACUGCUUCGAAGGGGUCACCUGCAUCAUCUUCAUCGCUGCCCUCAGUGCCUACGACAUGGUCCUGGUGGAGGACGACGAAGUGAACCGAAUGCAUGAGAGCCUGCAUCUCUUCAAUAGCAUCUGCAACCACCGCUACUUCGCCAUCACCUCCAUUGUCCUCUUCCUCAACAAGAAGGACGUCUUCCUGGAGAAGAUCAGGAAGGCCCAUCUCAGCAUCUGCUUCCCCGAUUACGACGGACCAAACACGUUCGAGGACGCGGGUGCCUACAUCAAGGUCCAGUUCCUGGAGCUCAACAUGCGCCGGGACGUAAAGGAGAUCUACUCGCACCUGACCUGUGCCACUGACACUGAGAAUGUCAAGUUCGUCUUCGACGCCGUCACCGACAUCAUCAUCAAAGAGAACCUCAAGGACUGUGGCCUCUUCUGA
Molecule: messenger RNA, 1053 nt
Organism: Mauremys mutica (yellowpond turtle)
Lineage: Eukaryota; Metazoa; Chordata; Testudines; Geoemydidae
Gene: GNAT1
Product: G protein subunit alpha transducin 1
Exons: 8
Coding region: 1-1053 (350 amino acids)
Biological process (GO): adenylate cyclase-modulating G protein-coupled receptor signaling pathway
Cellular component (GO): heterotrimeric G-protein complex
Molecular function (GO): G-protein beta/gamma-subunit complex binding; GTP binding; G protein-coupled receptor binding
Source: RefSeq, a predicted model, not a curated record